AUGAAUUUUUUUAGUUCUAAAACAAAAACUAUUAAAACUUACGGAAAAGAUAAAAGGGAAAGAGUCGUAAAUAUAUGGGAAAAGGAUUUAAGAUCUAAACAACAACAACAUUAUCAAAAAUCACAAGAGGAAAAACCACAACCACAACUACAUUAUCCUGAAUCAUUAUUAAAGCUCUUAAAUUUAUGUGGUCAAAAUGCAAUCUAUACAUUUGAAGAAUUUCUUGGUAAAGAUUGUAUUCAUAAUGCUGUAAAGAUUGGUGAAGCAAGUUUUUCAGAGGUUUUUACAAGUUAUGUGUCAAAAUUCACUUCAAACAAGAUGAAAUCUGUUCUAAAAAUAAUUCCAUUUGGAAGAGGGAAAGAAAUAUUGAUUAAUGGUGAAGAGCAAUCAAGUAUAAAAAACAUAUUACAAGAAAUUAUAAUUACAUUGAAAUUAUGUGGAAGAAAUGAAAUAGCAUCAUCAUCAAGUGUUGGAUUUUUGGAAUUAUACGGUGUUGGAAUUAUUUAUGGUAAAUAUCCUGAUCAAUUGAUAAACCAAUGGGAUGCUUGGGAUGAAAAACAUAAUUCAGAUAAUGAUCGCCCUGAUUAUUUUGAUGAUAAACAAUUGUAUGUUGUAAUGAUAAUUGAAUAUGGAGGUCUCGAUUUAGAACAUGAUGUUGAACCGAUUGUAUUAUGGACCCCUUGGUUCAAUGAUUCUCGGUCAUGGUGGGAAGGCUACGAGCUGCAGACCUUGGAUGGAGUCAAUAAAUGCGUGAUUACGCAUUAUAAGAAAGCCAAAGAUGAGGCACAUAUAGCAGUAUUUCAUAAAUCGGAUUUGGACAUGAACGAUCUACCGCCUAGGAGGAGUAAUCAGUUAUGGGUACUUUAUACAGCUGAAAGUUUAGUCGAACUCAACGAAUCAGAGAGGCUGUAUGCAUUGUUUAACUAUAGCAUGAACUACCGUCUCGAUUCAAAUUUUCCAUUCGUCUACUAUGAUACCAACAUCAUGGAACAGUUAAAAAAGUCACCUCCUUCAUUUUUACCAAAUGGUGAGCCAGUAGCAUGGAUAGCAAGCAACUGUCAUGCAAUAAACUUACGGCACUUGUAUGUAAAGGAGCUUAUGAACUACAUUGAAGUUGCAAACUAUGGAUCAUGUUUGAACAACAAAUCGCCAUUUCCAUCUUAUCAAACCAUUGAGUAUAUAGCUCGCCAUCCUUUCUAUCUAGCAAUCGAGAACUCCAAUUGUGACGAUUAUGUUACUGAAAAGCUCCAAAAUGCCUUUGCGGCUGGAGUUGUCCCCAUCGUAGCAGGUCCUAGAAAUUACGAUCCUUUCCUCCCCACAUCUCAUUCUGCCAUCUUACUUGAUGACUUUCCACACCCGCGUGAUCUUGCUCUCUACCUACGCUCCCUUAUCCAAAACCCAAAAGAAUAUCAAAAAUAUGUUGACUUUCGAUAUGACCCAACAUUAAUAUCAGAAGAGUUUCGACGGAACUGGGAUGGUCCAAAUGGAUGGAAUCGUAAUAUUGGACUCCGGCGGAUGUGUGAUGUAGCUUGGAAACUGAGAAUGGGUGAAGAUGUUACUCUUGAUGACCCAGAAAAAGAAUGGAUAAAACCGAGGAUAUUACAGAAGGAUACUUCAUGCGAUGGUACCGUUGGAAAGUAUGCAUAUGUUGAAAAUAUACAAAAUAGCAAAUCUUUUAGAGCGAAGUGA
This is a messenger RNA of Entrophospora sp. SA101, 1689 nucleotides long. Lineage: Eukaryota; Fungi; Glomeromycota; Glomeromycetes; Entrophosporales; Entrophosporaceae. The record is from the annotation of a GenBank genome assembly.